Scheffersomyces stipitis CBS 6054 is the source of this 1263-nucleotide messenger RNA. RefSeq names its product tRNA:m4X modification enzyme. The transcript has a single exon. Gene Ontology annotation, biological process: tRNA methylation. The coding region runs from base 1 to 1263 and encodes 420 amino acids. Lineage: Eukaryota; Fungi; Ascomycota; Pichiomycetes; Serinales; Debaryomycetaceae. The record is from RefSeq and is a predicted model, not a curated record.
AUGAUAAAGAAGAACAGAAGAUGUGCUAUGCGAAGAAAAGGUUCUCAAAAGUACUGUUCCGAACAUAUAAUCUACAACGAAAGCAGCAGUAUAGUAAACACCGAUACGAAGCUCUCAGAGGAUGAAAGGGUUCCGUGUCCUCUUGAUGGAAAACAUACAGUUUGGAAGAAGAAUCUCGCUGUCCACUUGAAGAAAUGUAAUGCCAAACCGGUUGAGAGAACCGAAGAAUGGUUCUCAAAGGACAUCAACGUAAAAUUAAAGAACCUGCUAGGCGAGACAGAAGAUAUUACGAGGUCAGAGGACAAAACUUUGGACGAAAAAGACCUCUACUCCAAGUACAUUCCUAUUAUAGAAGGAAUUAAUUUCGAGCCUCUACAGUAUCGAAUCAGCGAACAUUCAGGCUUGCAGCAGAGGUUGAACGAAGUCCUUAUACAAAAGCAUGCCUUGCAACAGUCCUCGUUGAUCGGGAACAUCAAAGAUGCUAAGCUUUUACUGCCAAACAAUACGUUUGUAGAAUUUGGAUGCGGAAAAGCCGAAUUGCUGAGAUUCGUCAACCUCUGUCUUCUCGAUGAUUUGAAGCAGAAGGUAAAUAACGAGGUAACACUAGAAAACUAUGGAUAUGGGUUCAUAGAUCGUGGAGUCAAUAGGAUGAAGAUGGAUAAGAAGAUUUUAAAGGACUGCUUAGACUCUCCGAUUGAAAUAACACCCAGAAUACAAAGAACUAGGAUUGAUAUCAAGGAUUUAGACUUGGACAAAUUUAUCAAUAAGCUUCAACCUUCGAAGAUUGUUGCAAUCUCCAAACACUUGUGUGGUGCAGCCACCGAUUUGACAUUGAAACUGUUGCUCAAUUCAUCACUUUUAUCUGAUAAUAGGGAUAAGUUUGGCGGCCUAUUAAUUGCCAUGUGCUGUAGGCAUGUGUGCUCAUAUGACCAAUUACUUCCUAAAUCGCGAGAGUAUCUUGCCGAGAAAGGUUUCAAGACUCCAGAUUCGUUUCGAAUACUCAAAAAGAUGGUUUCAUGGGCAGUGUGCAGUAAGAAAGAACACGCAAAGAAUGUCGAGAGAUUGGAAGCUGAGCAUAUAAGCCAAUUGGAUUACUCUAGUAGGGAGAGGUUGGGGUUUGUUGCUCGUAGAUUAAUUGACGAAAGCAGAGUAUAUGCAUUGAAGUCCAUGUUGAGUGGGUUUGAGGUGAAGAUGUUCUGGUACGUCGAGAAGGAUGUCACAUUGGAAAAUGUAUGUCUCUAUGUCGGCCAGGAGCCAAUGUAA